AUGGAAGUGAAAGGUCAACAUUUGGAUCCUGCAAAAAUAACAAUUGGCGAAAAUUUUGUAGACCGAUUACCCGAUAUUCCUGGUGGUUGGAAGGAGAAGGAGCUGGUGCGGGAUCUGCUGCACGACUACGAGAAGAAGGCUCGCCCUGUGGUCGAUGGGGUCUCGCCAAUUGCUCAGCUCUCGGAGACCCUCUCAGUGCAGCAGAUCACAAUCGAGUUCGGCCUCUCACUGAUCCAAAUCCUUGAAUUGGAUGAAAAUGAACAAGUCCUCACGACAAGUAUUCGGACUCUCUAUAGAUGGAAGGACUACCACAUGGUCUGGGACCCUGCUGAGUACGAUAACAUCACAUCAGUCCAAAUACCAACUUCAAAACUAUGGCUUCCGGACAUAGCUUUGUAUAAUUACGCUGACGAAAGGCUAGAGGAGAGAAGGCGCUCCGACCUGUUAGUGUCCUACACAGGAACGGUGGAGUGGCAGCCGCUGGCCAUCUACAAGAGCGCCUGCUUUGUUCACAUCAAGUACUUUCCUUUUGAUCAGCAAAAUUGCAAAUUCAAGUUUGGACCCUGGACUUAUGACGCCGCACGGACAAACAUAACCUUCUACAACAACUCGGAUGGAUGGUUUCUGAACGAUUACGAGGAGAGCCCUGAGUGGGAGCUGCUGGCCACCAAGGCCGUCUUCACCGGUUUCAAAUACCAGUGCUGUGCAGAAAUCUACCCCGACAUAACUUUUCAACUGGUAAUCAAGCGUCAGCCGGCCUUUUACAACUACGUCAUCAUCCUCCCUUGUUUCCUGCUUUCCUCGCUUACGCUCGUCCUCUUCUGUCUCCCUGCCGAAACACCUGCGAAAAUGCAGCUCGGUAUGACGAUGUUUCAAGCCUUCAAUUUCCUACUGCUCAUUUUGACUCAGUCGAUUCCUUCCGGCGCCAGUUCUUUCCCUCUCAUAGAGUUAUUGAAGAUUGCUAAGGCCUCCCAAAUCUAUUCUGAGACAGCACCGGUCACUGUAUUCAUAGAAUACGGGGCCCGUCUCUUUUUCAUCAACUCACCGUCGUCGCGUGCGGCCAAAGCGAAUUCGGCUUCCGCAAAGACCAAUUGCAUAGGAGCUGGUGGUGUUGGAGGCAACAGCGGUGGUGGUAGUGGAUGGUCACGACGGGCAGCCGACUCGGCGCUGGCGGAAGCCGCACACGCCGACAAGGUGAUGCGCUCUGCUGCUGGCGCCACCUAUCGAUCCACCUUCCAGACACUGCCGGCACAGAUGGGGCGAUGUCAUACGCGGAACUCCUUCAGAGGUAUAUCCCUACUUUAUGUACCUACCUUCUCUGACCUUGUGACAUCUAUGGAUGAAUAUUCAAGUCGCGGAUAA
Molecule: messenger RNA, 1362 nt
Organism: Echinococcus granulosus
Lineage: Eukaryota; Metazoa; Platyhelminthes; Cestoda; Cyclophyllidea; Taeniidae
Product: Neuronal acetylcholine receptor subunit alpha-2
Exons: 7
Coding region: 1-1362 (453 amino acids)
Biological process (GO): regulation of membrane potential; nervous system process; chemical synaptic transmission
Cellular component (GO): synapse; postsynaptic membrane; neuron projection
Molecular function (GO): transmembrane signaling receptor activity; acetylcholine-gated monoatomic cation-selective channel activity
Source: RefSeq, a predicted model, not a curated record